Lodderomyces jiufengensis is the source of this 2724-nucleotide messenger RNA. RefSeq lists its product as uncharacterized. NCBI's taxonomy places the organism in Eukaryota, Fungi, Ascomycota, Pichiomycetes, Serinales, Debaryomycetaceae. The coding region runs from base 1 to 2724 and encodes 907 amino acids. The transcript has a single exon. The record is from RefSeq and is a predicted model, not a curated record.
AUGCAAGGCAAAGAUUCGUUAUUAAUUCUUCUUAUUAUAUCCAUAACAUCUGCACGAUUUGUCAAUCAUUCUCAAGAAUUGCAAGUAAAUCAUUCCACGAAUAAUUCAUUAAACUCAUCAAUAUUAAAUGCACAACUAAUUCUAGGACUUUCCAGAAUAUUGGGUUUACCAGAUUGGGACUUUUCUUCUGGUUCAAUUUCUGAAUGUGGAACUGAUUCGGAUUGUCCAAAAGAAGAUGAAUGUGAAAGUGUAAUUCGAAUAAUCGAUAAAUUAUCAUCAUCUGAUAGCGAAUGUUCAGACUCAAAAAGAAUUGAUCAAAUAGAUAAAGCAGAACAAAAAUUAGCUGAAUGUGAUAAUGAAAAAGACAAAAGAUCAUAUAAUGAGGAUGAAAUUAACGAAAAGACUUCUUUUCUUCAAGAUGAAUUCAUCAACACCAACGCAAAGGAGAAACUUGCUGGUUGGAAACUCAAAAUACCAAAAAAGGCUUUUGUAUCAGGUAAAAAACUAAUGAAUUCAGAUAAUCUCAAGAUAAAAUUCAAAUGGGGUAAAAAAUUUCCAAAAAGUAAACUAUUAGAUAAAUUAAUGGGACAUCAAGAUUCUAGUGAUGAAAUAAGUGAAUUUGAAGAUGAUCCAGAAGAUGAAAUAAAGGAAGAAUUUGACUAUAUUAGUGAUCAUAAUUCUAAAAAAGAAAGUUGGGUUGAUAAAAUUAUUAAUAGUGAUAUGAUUGAUUUUGAUGAACCAACUUCAUUUUAUAAUCCAUAUAUUGUUAUUAGUGUUAUUACUGUAACCAAAUUAAUUACUGUUUCCCCAACAACAACAACACUUGAAGUAGAGUCAAAUAUUACCAAACAACCUGAAAUUGUAUAUGAAACUAAAUCCAAAACCAAAUUUGUAACUUCUAGAACCAAAUCAACAAUUGAUCAAUCAGCAGUGAUGUCAAUAAUCAAUUCAUUUAUUAGUCCAGGAUUCAAAGAAUUGACACCUACUAAAACAAGUUAUUAUUCACCUUCUGAAAUUACAAAGUUCCCAUAUGAUGAUUAUAGUGAGUCUGAGACGGUUGCGUCCACUUCCAAAUAUAAAACAAGAAUUGCACCAACUAAAUUUCUGUCAAGAAUCAACUCAUUUACUUCUCCAGAAUAUGAAAAAUACAAACCAACAAAAACCGGGCAAACUCCAAUAAUUACUGACUAUCCAGCAGCCUCAUCUAAAUCGAAAUUUAGAUCAACCUCAAUUCAUCCAAAACAAUUGCUAUCAAGAAUCAACUCCAUGCUUAUAGGUGACAGAUUACAAUACCCAACUUUAUCAAAAUCUUAUUAUUCAUCAUAUGAUACCAGUAGAUUCACUAUUCCCAGAUUAAAAUCUAAACCAAGUCCAGGUAUAAUUCUUAGAACUAGUUCUGGUGCACCACCUUGUUCUUCUACUGAAACAUUCACCACCACCGUAGUUGAUGAAAAAAAUUGUGGUCCAACCUCUUCAACACCUCCGAAUGAGAUAAGAUCUAAAAGUUACUCACAUUCAAAACCUGAACAAAGUUUACACACCCCCUAUUACAAAGAUUUUGAAUCAAAACAUGGCAUUGAAAGUGAUUCUAAUUAUUUACCAAACUUGGAAACCUCAAGUAAUAUUGAAUAUGAACUUAGAGUCACAUCAAAGCCGGAUAUUGUAACCACGAAAAAUAAACACAGAGUAAAACCUAGCUUGAAGUUCACCAAAAAAUAUAAGCCUAGCAAAACACUACCAUAUAUGGAAACUAUCACCACAUAUGAAGAAGAUCAAAUCAAAAGUAAAUAUCAACAUCCAUCAUCUUAUCAAAAAUCAAAUAAAGAAUUUGAAUAUGAACCAAGGUUCACCUCAAAGCCUGGACCUGAAUCAACAAAGCAAGAUCAUGAUAAUGAUUUCACGUCAAAAAUUCAUUUUGUACCCUCCUCAGUUUUAGCGGAGGUCCCGAAUCAACAGGAUACUCAUUAUUGGACAAGUGUAUUAGAUGUUGAAACAUUACCACCAUUCACCUCAAAAAUUGAUGUUGACAUAACAACUCAUAUUGAAGAAAAAACAUCCACCAGUACAAUUCAGCAAGAUCAGUUUGAUUAUUGGAAAAGUAAAGUUGAAAAAUUCUUAUCACCUUCCAAAACUACUGAAGCAGCUAUAAUUGAUGAUCCUCCAAAUGCCAGAACCCAUAUUUCUGAGACUCGUCCAUUAGUUGACUUUGAAGAUGGACAUUUUAUAAUUGGCAGAACAACUGAAAGAGUGCAUUCCUCAAUAACUGAAAUUUCCUCGACUGAGGACACUGGAUUAGUAAGUAUAUUACCAAUUGAAGGGACAACUGUGAUUUUAAAUCCAACUUCUUUCCCAACUAUUAGACAUAUAACAAGUAGGACCAGGGUUAGAACAAGAACAAGACUUCAGAACAUGAAUCAAUUAAUGAACCAUACAUCUGUUCAAAAUAUAACCACGAAUUUAAAUUCCUCAUCAAUAAUCACAACACCCUCGGAUAUAAGGACAUCUUUCAAUUCAUCCACCAAUAUCAUGAAAACAACAAAACAAGUUGAGAAAGAAAUCACUAAUUCUGAUGUAAAUCACAAUGGAAUAUAUUCAUUUACAGGAGUUGUAUUACCAAAAUCUUCAUUUACUUGGAAAUCAAUGUCAUCAAUAAGUUCAAAUUCUAAAAAUUUUAUUAUUGAAAUUGUAAUGUGUUUUGUACUAGGUGUUAUAUUAGUUUUAUAA